AUGCCUCAGAAUUUAUGGAUUUUGGAGGACGUUUGGGAUGCUUGGAUGCAAGACGUGACUAGACAGUUUAAACUCCGAAGGGCGAUACGUGCAGGCGAAUGGGUAAUUUUCCAAAAGUACUCUGUUUUCCCUCCCCUUCCCCUUCCACUUCUCCCGAGAUUGAAAUCUCUGGUGUGGAAGGAUAACCUCGAGGAGACACGCCCCCUCAUUCGUUUUCUUCUCGGGCCCUCGCUCACUUCCGUCUACUUGAACAUGGCCCCUCGUCCUGUCUUAGAAAGAGUCACUUUUAUUCACGCGCUCACAUGUAUCGCCAUGGAUGUGUCCACAGAUCAAAUCCCUCUUUCUUGCGGAAAUAGAUUGGCGCACCAAGGCUAUGGAGAUGGCUUCUCAUUUGGUGCCUAA
Messenger RNA from Serpula lacrymans var. lacrymans S7.9, 402 nucleotides. RefSeq lists its product as uncharacterized. NCBI's taxonomy places the organism in Eukaryota, Fungi, Basidiomycota, Agaricomycetes, Boletales, Serpulaceae. The record is from RefSeq and is a predicted model, not a curated record. The transcript has 2 exons. The coding region runs from base 1 to 402 and encodes 133 amino acids.